AUGUCUGUUUUUCACUUUGAAUCGUAUAGCUCUAAUUUCAUACUCCAUGGAACACCCUAUCAAGGUGGUAUAUUUUUCCUUGACAUAAUUAAUGUUUCCAAGCCACUAUCCCUUCAAACCGCCAAAGAUGAUCCUCAAAUUCCUGGCAUUGCACACUUGUAUCUGGCGGAUAGGCCAAAUCAUGACGAGCUAGCUGCAGAGUGA
Linum tenue is the source of this 204-nucleotide messenger RNA. The record is from the annotation of a GenBank genome assembly. NCBI's taxonomy places the organism in Eukaryota, Viridiplantae, Streptophyta, Magnoliopsida, Malpighiales, Linaceae.